CUGUUCUCCGUGCUUGAGGGUGAGGGGAUGGGGAGGGGAAUCGCCCUUGCUUUCCUGUACCGCUUGCUCUCCCUUCUUCGUGUCCAGGACGCUCUGUCUGAGCUGUUCUCCCGCUGCGGGCGUGUCCAGUCUGUGGACAUCUGUGACAAGCCAGGGACGGGAGAGAAAAAAGAAAAACUGACGUCCAAAUUCUUCAACCGCAAAACUGUAACGGGAUUUCAAGUAGCGUAUGUGGUAUUCAGGAAACCAGCUGCUGUCCAGGCAGCCAAGGCUCUGUCACGGGAAGGUCCCUUGCUGAUAUCAACAGAGAGUCAUCCUGUGAAAACUGGCAUUAGCAAGUGGAUCGCCAGCUAUGCUGCCUCAGUUGUGGAUCAGGAGGAGCUGAAGGCUGAGGUGGAUGCCUACAUGCAAGACUAUGACAAAAAGAUAGCAGAGGAAGAAGCCAAGGCAGCCAAGGAGGAGGGUGUUCCAGAUGAGGAGGGCUGGGUGAAGGUGACGCGAAAGGGCCGGAAGCCUGGCCUGCCCCGGACAGAGGCUGCCAACCUGCGGGUGCUGGAGAGGGAGAAACAGAAAAAGGCCCGCAAAGAGCUGCUGAACUUCUAUGCCUGGCAGCAUCGUGAGACCAAGAGAGAGCACAUUGCCCAGUUGAGGAAGAAAUUUGAAGAGGACAAGCAGAGAAUUGCACUGAUGCGAGCCCAGCGCAAGUUUCGGCCGUACUAAGCCGUACUGAGCUGUUCCUCAGGUGCCUGUGCUGGAGAGGGCAGGAGAGAUGUCCAUGGACUCCACAUGCCAAAGCAUUUCAAGGAAUUGAGGCAGCUUCAGGUUGUGCCUGCCCUUGGAUCUGAAAUGGGAGAUCCCAACAGCUGCUGCUGGAGUGGGAGUUUCCUUCACUCACACUAGUAUCCUGCUCUCCUGGCCAUCGGCUGGCCCCGUGGCACCGCUUCCCAGGCUGCUCAGGUCAAGGGGCUGAGGCAUUUCCUGUGACAACCUCUAUUGCUCUGCCAACCAAGGCGCUCCUAAAGCUUGGUGAGAACUGGGAUUGACCUAGCACAGCCUCUGCAGGGGCAGAGAAUGGCUGAAGAACUGUAAAUAAACUGCUGCUAUGUUCUCAAAACAUGGGAAUGCCUCCCUCUCUCUUCCCCUUUGGUCUGCUGUGGAGGACAGCUUGUGUGCUGGGGUGGCAAUAAAAGUCACAGUUUGUAUGCUGGUGCUCCUUCCCACAUUUUAUCUGGGGCUGAGUAAGAAGAGGAGGGAAGUGACCUUGAGAAAAGCCCAACUGGGAAGUUUCCAGACCUGUUGUCACAAGGAAAGAUCAGUGGUUUUGAACAGAGCCCUAUCCCUUCCCUUGGUGUUUUCCUCCCAGGUGGCUCCCCCUCCGGCAGGUGUUGAGAUGCCCAGUCUUCCUGCUACGCAUGGAGCUCUGCAGCUGUGUCUAGCCUGGGCUAUGGGAGCUUCUGAUGGUCUGCACCAUCAUUAGAACAAGGCGAGAUGGCAGCCUAGCUUUGGAGGGAGAAACCUGACUCUCCAAGGCCUGUUCCCACUUGACUUGUCCUGCAGGAGGCAAGUAAGGAAGGCAGUGGACAUUUCCAGCUGCCGGGCAAUGCUUUUGUACUGCCCAUAUAGCAUUUGUGCAGCUUUGGACCUCACGAUGUUCACCCCAGCACACACUCAGAUCAGAAAGGGGCUGUAACCCACCCACCCCCUGACUUUCACACAUCUAUUUUAUUGCCUGAAACCUUGAUAUAGGUGUGACCAUGAAAGUAAGGUGGAAAUGCUGAUAAAUUCCACAAAGCUGGGUUAAAAUGGAUUUAUCCUCCCCUAGAUCACCCACUGCAAAUGCAGUUUCCAUUGCACUGAGGAGUCUGCCAGGCCUGCUUGUUUCAGGGGGCUUUUUGCAUCGAUUUAACUAGGAGGCAGAUGGAUCCUUAAUAUGCCCUAUCUAAAGCAGACUGCAUGUAAAAAUCUCUGCCUCCUGAGAUCGGUGUUUUAGCUGCUUGGGUGAGCAUCCCAAAAGAAAGGAGGUUCACUCUCCUAUAGAGUCAAGAUGACAGUUAAUCUUUAUUUAGAAGGACAGAAAUAAUCUCUGAAAACUUUUCUGUUAUUAGUAGUUCUAGCUGCUUCAGCUAGAGGAUUAGUGACUUAUUCCCUAGGAGUUCAUUAAAAUGGCCUUCUGUGCCCAGGUGAGUUUCCACUUAAGCUGAUUUUUUUU
Molecule: messenger RNA, 2209 nt
Organism: Athene cunicularia (burrowing owl)
Lineage: Eukaryota; Metazoa; Chordata; Aves; Strigiformes; Strigidae
Gene: RRP7A
Product: ribosomal RNA processing 7 homolog A
Exons: 5
Coding region: 28-720 (230 amino acids)
Biological process (GO): ribosomal small subunit assembly; rRNA processing
Cellular component (GO): UTP-C complex; CURI complex
Source: RefSeq, a predicted model, not a curated record